UAAGCGUAGCAGCGUCUCGGUUCUGGGGUUCAUAAACUAUUUUUACUUUCUCUCCCUCUCCCCUCUCACCCGAAUAUAAUUUCCAGAUCUAUACCUAUACUCCGCGAGGAUACUUUGUGUACCACUGUCAGAAUCUCUUUUGCACAAUUUCAGUUGUCAAUUGUUCGCGCGAAGAACAAUUGAUACCACCAUUUUUUAAAAGGGUCUCACCCCAAAUUUAGGCGAACUGAGUUAAUAGCGCACGAGAUUUUGUGAUUGAUUCUUUUAUGUGUUUGUCUAUUUUUUGUUUGUCAGUUGUCGAUGUAUUACGCUCGCAGUAAAAGGUCGUAACAACGUGAUAAAAUUGCCUCUGAUAGUGCUGUUAAAAGAAUUACUGUUUUUUGCGCGUAUGAAGAGUCUUGGGAGAGACGGCUGGAUAUUUUUAGCAACUAUUCACAUAUUGCGCAGGUCGCACCAGUGUUUAAGAAGGGUAGUAGGAGUAAUCCAUCGAACUACAGACCUGUAUCAUUGACGUCGGUUUGCAGUAGGGUUUUGGAGUAUAUACUGUAUUCAAACAUUAUGAAUCACCUCUAAGGGAAAGAUCUAUCGAUACGCAAUCAGCAUGGUUUCAGAAAACAUCGUGCUUGUGCAACGCAGCUAUCUCUUUAUUUGUGGUGUCACCGCCAGACACCACACUUGCUAGGUGGUAGCUUAAAUCGGCCGCGGUCCAUUAGUACAUGUCGGACCCGCGUGUCGCCACUGUCAGGAUCGCAGACCGAGCGCCACCACAAGGUAGGUCUCGAGAGACUUACUAGCACUCGCCCAGUUGUACGACGACGUUGCUAGCGACUACACUGACGAAGCCUUUCUCUCAUUUGCCGAGAGACAGUUAGAAUAGCCUUCAGCUAAGUCCAUGUCUACGACCUAGCUAGGCGCCAUUAGCCUUAGAUAGCUUGUAUCUAAAGAGUCUCACUUGUAUCGCCACAAUCUCCAGAUGUCUCAUCAAGAACGAUGUAUACAAGGAUGGAUUAAAGUUAAGCAUUCAAGAAGCUACGUACUUUUCUUUAUAACAUUCAUUACGUAUCCUGUUUCAGACCUCACUCCAUCCUUCGUGAGUUAGCGCGUGCAUCUUGGCCGCCUCUUUCAAUUAGUGUGCGUAGUGUUGGCAAGUCUGCCGACACUACAUUUUUGGCGACGAGAGUAAAAACGGUCUUCUUUAUUCUUGCUUUGCUUAAAUUACUUGUGUCAUGGCUUCACCCCAUUCUCCAGAUGUACUGUCCGAAUUUUAUCGCUUGCAGAAUCAGCGGACGCAGGCGUUAUUGGAUGCCCUUGGACAGCUCGUCCAGGGUCAACGUGCACUGCAACCCGAUGCGGCCGCCGCCGCUUCACCGCUACCGCAGCCACAACAUGCAGUUGCACCCCCGUUUCGUAGCUUUGAUGCCGCCAUUGAAACGUGGACGGAGUGGUCACGCCAAUUUGGAUUCCAUCUCGCCGCCUACAGAAUUCAAGCGACGGUGCCGUCCGGUCUGCGCCCUGGGGACCCAUCUACUGGCUCGCCUCAUCCCCAGGUGUUACCGACGAUGCCUUCCAUUUUGCCUCAUGGCGUCGCGCCGCCGCCGCCGCCGCCGCCGCCUGUUCUCCCGCCGGCGCCGCCCGCAGUACGCGUCGCUGCAGCCGCCCAGAGCCUCCCUGGGUCACGCGCCGCCAAUCGCUUCCAGUGACCAGCUGUCCUCCGCCAUGGAACUCUUGCCCGCUCUGGACCAGCUGUCGUCAUCGCGCGUCGGAUCCCCCGACGCAAUGGAGGUCGCCCCUUCGGCCCCUCCUGUCUCCUUACGGGCGCAUACACCGCAUGUUGACGUGCACCCUGGACUAGGUUUUCAGGCGUUUCCUAGCUCCCCUCGGACCGAAUGGCCGGGUGCGGGUGGCACAGCCUCGCCUGUUGUUAGGCUCCCCACCUCCUCGCAUACGUCAACAUGGGGUCCUCCCCACGGCGGGCGGAAGCCUUAUCACACGACCGUUCGCCGAUUUGCGGGGGAGGAAUGUGGUGUCACCGCCAGACACCACACUUGCUAGGUGGUAGCUUAAAUCGGCCGCGGUCCAUUAAUACAUGUCGGACCCGCGUGUCGCCACUGUCAGGAUCGCAGACUGAGCGCCACCACAAAGCAGGUCUCGAGAGACUUACUAGCACUCGCCCAGUUGUACGACGACGUUGCUAGCGACUACACUGACGAAGCCUUUCUCUCAUUUGCCGAGAGACAGAAUAGCCUUCAGCUAAGUCCAUGUCUACGACCUAGCUAGGCGCCAUUAGCCUUAGAUAGCUUGUAUCUAAAGAGUCUCACUUGUAUCGCCACAAUCUCCAGAUGUCUCAUCAAGAACGAUGUAUACAAGGAUGGAUUAAAGUUAAGUAUUCAAGAAGCUACGUACUUUUCUUUAUAACAUUCAUUACGUAUC
Molecule: messenger RNA, 2430 nt
Organism: Schistocerca nitens (vagrant locust)
Lineage: Eukaryota; Metazoa; Arthropoda; Insecta; Orthoptera; Acrididae
Product: BEN domain-containing protein 4-like
Exons: 2
Coding region: 1227-1700 (157 amino acids)
Source: RefSeq, a predicted model, not a curated record